Myotis brandtii (Brandt's bat) is the source of this 560-nucleotide messenger RNA. RefSeq names its product NME/NM23 nucleoside diphosphate kinase 6 (gene NME6). Gene Ontology annotation, molecular function: nucleoside diphosphate kinase activity. Gene Ontology annotation, biological process: UTP biosynthetic process; CTP biosynthetic process; GTP biosynthetic process. Lineage: Eukaryota; Metazoa; Chordata; Mammalia; Chiroptera; Vespertilionidae. The transcript is spliced from 6 exons. The record is from RefSeq and is a predicted model, not a curated record. The annotation marks the transcript as partial.
UUGUUGUUAAUGCUCACGCAAAAUUCAAAUCUUGCGUGAAUUUUGGGACACCCUGUACAACAGCGUAGACAUGUGUACAGUAGCCACGUGUGCAGCCUUCCUAUGGAACUGUCAUGUGCUGUGAGCGAGAUGACCGCGAUCCUGCGAAGCCCUCCGGCUCUGCAGCUCACCCUGGCCCUCAUCAAGCCCGAUGCCGUCGCUCACCCGCUGAUUCUGGAGGCUGUCCAUCAGCAGAUUCUGCGCAACAGGCUCCUCAUUGUGCGGAGGAGAGAGCUCGUGUGGCGGAGGGACGACUGCCGGAGGUUUUACCGGGAGCACGAAGGACGCUUCUUCUACCAGCGGCUGGUGGAGUUCAUGGCCAGCGGGCCCAUCCGAGCCUACAUCCUCGCCCACCCGGACGCCGUCCAGCUCUGGAGGACGCUGAUGGGGCCCACCAGGGUGUUCCGCGCCCGCCACGUGGCCCCCGACUCCAUCCGAGGGAGUUUCGGCCUCACCGACACCCGCAACACCACCCAUGGCUCCGACCCCUUCUCUCUCUCUCUUCUCUCUCUCCCCCUCUC